AGAUAAAGAAUGUGAAAUAAAAUAAGAUCAGUGAGUAUUCUUUGACUUAAACAAAAUUUAUACUCCAAGUUUAUAGAAAUUAAACAUUUUCUGAAAACACUUAUUUGCAAGGGACAUGGAUAUAAAUACAAUAAAUGUACACAGUUAUGGUAGUUCAAAUACUAUUACAUCAAUAAAUAAUCAAAGUUCAUUGUACAAUAAAAUGAAAACUUGCUUAAAACAUAUUCAUUUUAAAGAAUUUCCUAUUCAAUGGGAAACAAAUAUUUUAGAUUUGUUACCACAAAAUUAUAGAAAAAAAUAUUGUCUAUUAAUACAAUCAAUGUUAAAAGAGGUAAAAGAUAUAUACAUCAAAGAUAUGCAAAAUUUUGUAAUAAGAACUGUAUUAUCAUCACCAAAUGAUAAGGAAGACCCUCUCUCUACAAUAAGUUGUACAAAUCAUAUGUUUCUGAAAGAGAAAAGAGCUUAUAAUUAUGAAACAUUUAGAAAACAUCACAAAUUAUUAAGAAAAAAUUAUUUUCUUUAUUUGGAGCCAAUAAAAUUUAUUAUAUGCCUGGCACAACUUAAACUUCCAACAAUUAUUUGUAACUUUGAACAUUACUAUUGUUUUGGACCUAUGUUAUUGAAUGAUUUUCAAGACAUGAUUACCAAUGAUAUUAAAAAAAGUUCUUUGAUUAUAUUAAAUCAAUUUUACAAUGAAACAUCUAGAAUUAUAACAGAAACAAGAGUUUUAAAAGCUGUUAAUCCAAAGAAACUACCACGUAUCAUGCAAUGUAUGACAAAUGUUUUUGUACAGCAAAUUCUAAAUAUGAUGAUGCAGUCUAUUAAUUAUAUGUUAAACAUCAUGAGUAAUGGAUAUUAUUGUCCACAAAUAAAAUUUCAACUUGUUAUGGAAAACAAUCAACUACAUAUCAGUCCUAAUAUGGAAGAAAUAUACUCAAUGUAUCACAGUAUAAUUGAUAAGAUUGGAACAGUUGCUCAAAAUUUGAUGCCAUUGGAAGAAUGGCUGAGUAUAAAAUCACAUUCCAAAUAUAUUCAAAUAAAAUUGCCAGAUUGGUAUAUCAAGGAAUCUCACAAUAAAUUGCAAAUUGUAUUACAUCAUUUAUUUGAACCCAUAAACAGACAUGUAAUAGAUAUGACUGAGGAAUUUUAUCCCAUCUGUGCACCCAACAUAAAAAAACGAAUAUUAUCAUUAACUUUGGGCAACAUAAAUUUUGAUUUAUACCUUAAACAGAUACAGAAAUAUAAUACAUAUUUAGUAAAAGCAAAUGCAAUAGUAGGGAAUACAUAUUAUACAAUAGGAAAAUUGGAACAAAAUAUAGCUAAGGAAGUUUUAAAGACAGAAUCAUAUAAUAUUGUGAAUGCUUUUUUGAUGAAACUUAUUAAGUAUCAUCAAGAAUUCAAUCAGUGUAUCUGUUCAGAAUUUGAAAAUUUAAAAGCAAAAUCGUUAAAUGUAUCAAAAGAUGCAAAAUCUUUGAUUGAAUUAACUGAAUAUAUAUUACACGCAUCAAAAGUACUAAUAGGAAGUUUAGAAUCUAAAAUUCAAAACUCAAUACAGAUGUUAAGUACAUUAUUAGAAAUUGCAGUUUUGUCCGAGGAUCACAUUGAAUUAAAUAAAAAAACUAUUAAUUGGUUACAUGAAAUUGAACCUGUGUUCAGACAAAAUAAUACAUUAUGUGAAGCAAUGAAAAAUGAAUUAGAAGAUGAAAUGCAGAAAAGAAUAAACGACUUAAAUUCUGAAGUAGACAAUAUUGUUCCUCAAUUGAGUGUUUUAGACAAUAUGGAUGAUAUAAAUAGAACUGGGGAAUACAUUGAAUACUAUGGAGGUCUUCUUAAACAAGUAAAUAAAAUCAAUUGUGAGAUGCAAAGGAUUAAUGAGGAGGAAACAUUAUUCAAAUUUCCUGAAACUGAGUUCCCUAAAAUAAUUGAAUUACAAGACAUAAUCGAACCAUUUCACGACCUUAUUUAUGUUAUUUAUCAAUGGCAGAAAGACAAUGCUGUAUGGUUAGAUGGCCCUUUCGAAUGGUUAGAUGCCACUACUGUAAAAAGUAAAACAUUAAAUUACUUUGAAAAAAUUAUGGAAAUGAGUCAAGCAUUCAAAACAAAAAUUAAAAUGGAUUUAACUGCAAACAAGUGUUUCAAAUUCUCUGGAAUUGCAGAUGAUCCAGAUCCAAUGCAACAACCUGCUCCAUUGAAACUAUGCUGGCAGGCUCUUAAUGAUAUAAAUGAUUUUAAAAAUUAUUUGCCAUUAGUAGUAUGCAUGUGUAAUUCAGCACUUCAGAAACGACAUUGGGAAGAAAUGUCUGUAAUAUGCAAUUUUGAUCUUGCACCAAAUGCUGGAACUAGUUUAAGGAAGAUUAUUUCAUUUAAUCUGAUGAAUGACAUUGAGAAAUAUGAAGCUAUCAGUGUAAGUGCAAACAAAGAGUUAGAGUUACAACAAAAAUUGUCUAAAAUGAUUAAAGAAUGGAAUACAAUUUCUUUUGAAAUAAGUAAUGAUGAAACAUCCAAUAUGAGUGUAUUUUCCCAUUUAAACGAUAUAGAAUUACUUCUUGAAGAUCAUUUUAUAGUAAUUGAAGAAAUGAGGACUUCGAAUUUUGUCAAACCAAUAGUUUCAACGGUAUCGAAUUUUUCUAUGUCGCUCGUCAGAAUUCGAAACAUCAUUGAUCAAUGGAAUUACAUUCAAGUAUUGAUACUUUCUUUAGAAACCACUUUUUGUUAUCCUAACAUCGAAAUUUAUUUACCAAAAGAAUCAGCUUUGUACACGGAAGUAAAAAAUGUUUUAACAAUUAUUCAAAACAAAUUAUGCGAGACUCCUACAUUUACUGAAAUUAAUAAUCCAAUAAUUUUAAAAUCUUUAUGUGAUACUAACGAAAAGCUUGAACACAUAAAUCAAGGUGUAAGAAAUUACAUUGAAGCUAAAAGAUUAUGUUUUCCGAGAUUCUUUUUUCUUUCUGAUAAAGAAAUCCAACAAACAUUAUUUGAAUCAAAUAACUUAGAGAAAUUGCAUAUAUCGGUAAACAAAUGUUUUGAGGGUAUACAAAAAGUACGAAUUAAUAAAGAAAACUGGAUCUGUUCCAUUAUUGGUGAUUAUGGAGAGGAAUUAUACUUAGAAAAAUGUAUUAAUGUUUAUUCUGAUCAUGAAGAAAAAUGGUUGAUACAUCUAGAAAAUGAAAUAAAUGGUAUGAUAAGAAAAAGCAUUUUACAAUGCUGGAAUGUAUUUAAUCAAACAUUUACGUACAAUAGCAUUGCUAAUUUCCCAAGUAUGGUAGUUGUUUGCGUUUUUCAACUUUAUUGGACUUCUAAAGUACACGACUGCCUUACAUCAUUUAAUUUCGAAACACUGAAUUCUUUAUAUUUAAAAUACGUUACCCACGUAAGUUGUUUAAUUAAUGAAAUGAAAAAAUAUUCAACAAAAAGGUACAGAGAUGUAUUAAUGUCUUUAAUUAUUAUCAUAAGCAAUCAAAAAGAUGUCAUCAAAUUAUUACUGCAUAAAAAUAUUACGAGAUCUACAGAUUUUGAAUGGGUUGCACAAUUACGAUACUAUUUAGAAGAAAAUUGUGUUAAAACAUCAAUGUUUAAUACAAGUAUAAGUUAUGGAUGCGAAUAUAAUUACUACAAACAUCAUAUAAUAAAUACUACUCUAACAGAUAGAUGUUUCCAUACUCUUAUGCAAGCAUAUGAAUAUCAUUUAUAUGGAGCUAUUACAGGACUACCUGCUGUAGGAAAAACAACGACUGUUCAAAGCUUGGCAAAAGCUAUUGCAAUACAAUUUCGUACCUUCAACUGUGCUGAUAUAUUAUCCUAUGAUUUUUUUUGUCAAGUUUUUAAAGGAUUUAUUUCUUGUGGAGCAUGGCUUUGUUUUGAGAAUUUUGAUAGUUUGAAACUUGAACUUCUAUCCAUGAUUACUCAAAAUCUUAUUUGUAUUUUCCAAGCAAUAACAACGAAUUUAAAAAUAAUAACUUUUGAGGGUUCAACACUGAAUAUGAAUCCAACUGGGCAUAUUUGCACUAUCACGAACCUUGGUUCGUUUAAGUACUCUAAUUUACCCGAUAAUUUAAAAAUAUUAUUUAGAACAAUUUCUAUGAUGGCACCAGAUAUUGGUAGAAUUGUAGAAGUUGAACUUUUUGCUGCUGGCAUAUCUAAUUCAAAACUACUAGCUUCAAAAUUGGUGACAUUGUACAAAAUACUGUCUGAACAGCUGUGGUGCGAAUCGUGUAACACUUUUAAUAUAUGCUCUGCAAAAGCAGUUGUUAGGUCUGUAAUUUAUUUAAAGAGAAGUUUCCCAGAUGAAGAUGAAAGCAUGUUACUUUUACGUUCACUGAUCGAUAUUUGUCUUCCCAAACUUUGCAAUAUGGACAUACUGAUCUUUAAAAAUAUAGUGCACAAUAUAUUUCCUGAUACUGUUUUACUACCUCCUGAUUAUACAGUACUUUUAAAUACCCUUGAGAUGAUUUGUAAACGUAGAUUUCUAUAUAUUCAUGAUGUAUUCAAACUUAAAAUCAUACAAAUAUUUGAAACAAUGUACAUUCAUCAAGCUCUAAUGAUUGUUGGUAAUCCUUUUGUGGGAAAAACAGAAAUUUUGCAUGUUCUUGUAGAUGUAUUGUCAUCCUUACAUAAACAGGGUAUUGAGUUUGGUGUUAAUGUAAAAGUAGAGACUGUAAUUCCAGGAGUAUGUAAUCUUCACCGACUUUUUGGUCAUUUUGUUGAGAAAUCAAAAACUUGGAAGGAUGGAAUAUGUUCCAAAAUAUUUCGUUCUUUCUCGGAAAAUAGUUCUUCUGACAAAAAAUGGAUAGUAUUCGAUGGACCUUUAAAUGAUGUAUGGAUUGAAAGUUUAUAUACAGUUCUUGAUACAAACAAAGCACUACAUUUGACAUCAGGUGAAAAAAUGAAUGUAACAGAUUCAGUGUCUGUUAUCUUUGAAACAAUGAAUAUGAUAAACGUUUCUCCUGCCAUUUUAUCAAGAUGCGGUAUAAUUUAUAUCGAAUCACGCUCUAUCGAUUGGAAACCAUAUGUUAAAACACAUAUUAACAAACAUAAUAUCUACAAGGGGUAUGAAGAAGUAUUAUAUUCAUUAUUUGAUUGGGUUUUAGAUCCUUCUUUAAAAUUUAUAGAGAAAUACUGCACUUCAACUUCAGUUGUUGGACAAUUACAUUGUAUAAUAUCAACAUUAAAUUUACUUGAAAUGUAUUUAAAGGAUGCUAAAAUAGAAAACACAGAAGAAAAAGGAAAAACGAAUCAUUUUAUAAUAUGGAUGCAAGUUGCACUUCUAUUAUCUAUUAUAUGGGGAUUAGGAGGAAAUUUAGAUAUGGAUUCUCAUAUUAAAUUUAAUUCCUUUUGUACAAUGCUUUGGGAUGGUACCAAUAAAGAAUAUCCAAAACCAGAAUCAAUCAAAAAUUUUGAUAUAACACUACCUCAUGAAGGUUUAAUACAAGAUCAUUUUUACAUUUUCAAAGGUAUCGGUAAUUGGAAGUACUGGGGUGACUUAUUAAAAAGUGAAAAGGUAUUAGAAAUACCUAAUUGCAAUGAAAUUUUUGUAUCAACAGUUAACACUAUGAAAUACAAUCAUGUGUUCUUGAAGCACAUUAAAUACAAAAAGCCUUUCAUCCUUUGUGGAGAUACAUCUAUUGGAAAAACUUCUUUAAUGAAAAAUUUACUAACAACAAAAUUAUUAGAAGAAAAGUAUGUAAUCAACUUUUUUAGUUUCACUUCCUUGGAUACUGUUCCCAAAACACAACGAUUGAUACUUUCAAAAUUAAAUAAAAUAAGGAAGGGACAUUAUGGCCCACCAAAAAACAAAUUGUGUAUUAGUUUCAUAGAUGAUCUUAAUGUGGAAGUAAAUGGCCGUAAAUCAGAAAGUAUUUUAGAACUUUUUCGGCAGUAUCAUACUUAUAAUUAUUUUUACGAUUCUGAUGAACCUGAGAAAAUUUUUAUUCACGAUAUUAUGUUUUCACUUGUUAUUAUAGGAAAUAGCAAAACUAACAUAUGUCCUAGAUUUUUGAGAUACUUCAAUUUGUAUACCAUGUAUACACCAUCUACAGAUACUGUAUUCAGAAUAUUUUCCAAUGUACUUUUCACCAAUUUAAAAAAAAAUCUUUUUGCUGCUGAUGUCUUUAGCAGUGUAACUAAUAUAACUAAUGCUACAAUCGAUAUUCACAAUUCUCUAAUUAAAACGCUACGACCGAUACCAGCAAAAUUCCAAUACCAGUUCAGUCUAAGAGAUAUAAGCAGAGUGAUCAAUGGAUGUAGUCUUAUUCAGAAGGAAUCAAUAGAAACUAAAGUUACUUUUAUUCGUCUUUGGGCACAUGAGAUAUGGCGCGUUUUUGGCGAUAGGAUAUUAGAUAACAACGACAAAGACUGGCUCUUUGUACAGAUAAGAGAUAUUGUUAAAUGUCAUUUUAAAGAUUCAUUUGAAACAGCUUUUGAUUAUUUACCAAAGUCUGAGAAGAAUCAAAUUACAAAGGAUAGCUUUAAUGACUUGAUGUUUAGCAGUUUCAUGGAUACUGAAAAAAACAAAGAUAAGAAAUAUGAAGAAAUAAAUUCUAUGGAAAAGCUAAAAAAUCAAAUUCUUUUCUAUCUAAAUGAAUACAAUAGAAAUUUUAAAAAUCAAAUUGAUAUAGUUGUAACAAAUUAUGUGUUACAAUGUUUGAUAAGAAUUUCAAGAAUUGUAACUACACCAAGAAAUAAUUUAUUGAUGAUUUCUUGCAUAGGGUCUGGUAGAAAAUCUAUAAUGAGUCUUGUUGCUUACAUGCAUCAACAAGAAUUAAUUGAACCAUCUCUGCAUUCCUCUAAUGACUUCAAUGUAUGGAGAAAAGAUUUGAAAACAGUUCUACAAAAGUGUGGUGCAUUAAGAAAGAGUAUUAUAUUUUUUUUAAAAGACAAACAAAUAACAGAUCAUUUUCUUUGUGAUAUUAGUAGCUUAUUAGCUAAUGGAGAAAUACCCGAUCUAUUUUCUAUUAAGGAGAGGUAUGAUAUUAUUGAAAUGGUACGUUUACAUGCUCAAGGUGGCAAUAAAAUCACAGAGAUUAGUAUUCGUUCCGUAAUGAACUAUUUUAUAGAACAAUGCAAAAAUAAUCUGCAUAUCGUGAUAUGCUUUAAUUCAACAAAUAAAGAAACUAGAUCGUAUUUACAUAGGUAUCCAGAAUUAGUAAAAUACUGUACAAUAAAUUGUUAUGAAACGUGGCCAAUAACUGCGCUCAAAGAAAUAAGCUCAAAAUACGUCCAAGAUAUCAAAAUUCAUGAAAAUAUAAAAGCGGAUGUAGUAAAAGCUUGUGUAAAAUUAUAUAACAAUGCGCAAGAAAUAAGUACUGAAUAUUACAACGGAACCGAUCGAACAAUUCAUAUUACAUUAUCUGCAUUUUUACAUAUGUUAAAGUUAUAUGCUUAUCUCAUGUCAAAAAAGCAAAAAGACAUUGUUAUAACGCGAAGUAGAUAUUUAACAGGUUUAGAAAAAUUGGAAUUAGCUGCAAAGCAAGUCGAAGAGAUGAAGGGUACAUUAACAUUAUUAAAACCACAAUUGGAGUUAUCUGCUCAGCAAACUAUGAUGACUAUGAAGGAAGUUGAAAAUGAAAAUGCUACCGUAGAGGGAGCGACUAUUCUCGUACAACAAGAAGAAGAAAUAGCAAAUAAGAAAGCAGCAAUUGCUGGUCGUUUAAAAGUAGAAUGUGAAGCUGAUCUUGCUGUAGCAAUACCAAUUUUAGAGGAUGCUGUUGCCGCAUUAAAUACAUUAAAACCUACAGAUAUUACUCUUGUGAAAGCUAUGAAAAAUCCUCCUGAUACUGUUAAACUCGUCAUGGCUGCAAUUUGUGUUAUGCUUGAUGUAUUACCAGAUAAACCUAUUGAUCCAGUUACUGGUAAAAAGUUGACAGAUUAUUGGGGUCCUAGCAAACGCAUUUUAGGUGACAUGAAUUUUUUACAGAAUUUAAAAGAUUAUGAUAAAGAUAAUAUUCCACACAAUAUCAUGCAAGUUAUUAAAAAAACAUAUAUGACAGAUAAUAAUUUUAAACCUCACGUUGUAGCCAAAGCAUCAAGUGCAGCAGAAGGACUUUGUAAAUGGGUACGCGCAAUGGUAUCUUAUGAUGAAGUUGCAAAGGCAGUUGCACCUAAAAAAGAAAAACUAUUGACUGCACAAAGAGAAUGCAAUGAAGCUGAAGCAUUUUUAAAUGAAAAACGUAGAACACUUGCUGCAUUAAAUGCAAAACUUGCAGCGCUAAAUAACAGUCUUCAAGAAACAUUACAACAAAAACUUAAACUUGAAGAGGAAGUAGAAAACUGUACUAACAAACUAAAUAAAGCAGAGAGUUUAAUUACUAGUCUGGGAAGUGAAAAAGAUCGUUGGAUGGAGUGUGCAGAAAGUCUUCAAGAAAAUUAUAAUAAUCUUGUGGGAGAUAUGAUCAUAUCAUGUGGAAUAAUAACUUAUAUGGCAUCAUGUAGAACUGUCUUUCGUGAUCAAAUUUUAGAAACAUGGAAACAAUUCAUAAGAGAUAUAAAAAUUCCGUUUACUGUAGACUACAAUUUAGUAAGUGUACUUGGAGAAGAGAAUGAAAUAAAUCAUUGGUAUCUUUGUGGGUUACCUAAACACAGAUUUUCUGUUGAAAAUGCAAUUAUUAUGAAUAAUUCAAAACUGUGGUGCUUAUUUAUUGAUUCACAUAAUCAAGCAAAUCAAUGGAUUAAAAAAAUUGAGAAAAGAAAUGAUUUGAAAGUUAGAAAACUCACUGAUUCUGAUUGUGUGUCAGUUAUUCAUUGUAGUGUUGAGAAUGGAAAUCCAAUGUUAAUUGAAAACAUAGGAGAAACACUAGAAAUAUUAUUGGAUCCAUUUCUUUUAAAACGAAUUUAUAUUGAUGGAGAAGUAUCGUAUUUGGAUACUGGUUACAAUAUUAUAAAAUAUUCACCUGAUUUUCGAUUAUAUAUUACAACAAGACUAUUCAAUCCUCAGUACUCUCCUGAAGUAUUUAGUAAGCUUACAGUAAUUGAUUUUUCUAUUCCAAAUGAAGCUCUUCAAGAUAAACUUCUGGAUCUUGUAGUUUUUAAAGAAAAACCAGAACUUCAUGAAAAAUUCGAAAUUUUGAUUGUAGAAGAUGCUAUUAACAAGAAAAUAUUAAAACAACAAGAAGAUAAUAUUUUGCAUACUUUAUCUUCAACAACCAUAAAUAUUCUUGAAGAUGAGACUGCUAUAAAAACUUUAGAUUCUUCAAAAAAUCUUACUUUGAAUGUGAUUAAAAAGCAAGAAUUAUCAAAAAAACUAAUUCUUACAAAAAUUUUAUGGCCUGAUAAGAUUAUAAUACAUGUUAUGCAAAUGAUAGAAAAUAUUUUAGGAAGUAUUCAAAGUUGUUCCCCCCAACUUAAAAUAUCUCAAUCAUAUACAGAAUCCAGUUGUUUAACUCCUCUUCUGUUUAUUUUACCAAGUUGUUCAUCGCUUUUAUCUCUUGUUUCUACAUACGCAAGAACAAAAGGCUACUUGUCAAAGUUUAUCUCUUUAUCAAUGAGCAAAGGUCAAGAAGGAAAAGCCAAGUUUCUUAUACAAAAAGCUCAGAGAGAAGGAGGGUGGGUGUUUUUGCAAAAUUGUCAUACAGUGCCUCAUUGGAUGAUUCAGCUUGAACAAAUCUGUGAAAACUGCAAUAUCUCAAAAGUGUCUAUAAAUUUUCGAUUGUGGUUAUCCAGUUAUCCUAUAAAAGAAUUUCCUAUUAGUAUUUUGCAAAAUAGUAUAAAAAUCGUACACGACUAUCCUCUAAAUAUCAAAGAGACGUUGUUAAACAUUUAUCAGUCUGAACCUAUAACAAACAAAGAAUUUUUCGAAGGAUGCCCUGGAAAAGAUACGGCUUUCUCAAAGCUUCUUUUUGGCUUGUGUCUCUUCCAUUCAAUUAUCAAAGAAAAGAAAAACUUUGAAAUUCUAGGUUGGAAUGUACCGUAUGAUUUCGAUCAUUCUGAUCUUCGCAUAUCCGCCAUGCAAAUGCGGAACUUAAUAAAUAAUACCGAUUAUGUACCUUUCGAUAUUCUUUUGUACUUAAUUGGAGAAUGUAACUAUGGUGGAAAAAUAAUGGACGAUUUUGAUAAGAGAAGUCUAAAGUACCUUUUGAACGAUUACUGUAACAUACACAUAAUCGAAGAUCAGCAUUAUACGUGUACAAGUGGCAUAAAAGAAUUGAUACCACAAAGGUGCGAAUAUCUUCGUAUAAUUGAACACAUUCAACGAAUGCCCUUAGAUUUGUCAUCUAAAGUUUUUGGAUUUAAUAAAAAUGGUGCUAUUGUUCGUGAUACGAUGUUAGCUACAAACUUUUUGUUGUCUCUUUCAUGUAUGGAUCCUACUGUUCCAUUGCCAAAUAAUCAAUUAUCUCAAGAACAAAUACUAACUCUAAUCAACGAUAUUAAUGAUAAAUUACAUGAUUCACUUGAGAUUAACGAAUUACAAGAGAAACACAACUCUUCGCUUCAGGAACCCAUAGACGGAGUUCUUCUUCGUGAAGUAAAAUUGUUGAAAAAUAUUUUACAAGUCAUAACCGAAACGUUAAGCAAUUUAAAAUUAGCGUUCGAUGGUUGUGUACCAUUUACCGAUUCCUUGAAAAAGUUCACAGAAGAACUGUACAAAAAUAAAGUUCCACGUGCAUGGGAAGUUAUACAAAAUAACAUUACAAUUGAAAAUUUGCCAAGUUAUAUCGACAACUUAGUAAAACGUACAAAUUUUAUCAAACAAUGGAUGAAUCAAGGGUGUCCUAAAGUUAUUUGGCUCGACACGUUAUUUUUUGGUAAAAUGUUUUUCUCUGCAAUUUUAACAACAUUUUCCAAAAGGUACGGUCUACCUAUCGAACAAAUUGGUUUUGAAUUCGAAGUAACAACCGAGGAAGAAGUGGACGUUGAAGACGUCGAUGUAUAUUUCAUUCGUGGUUUGCACUUAUGCGGUGCUCGAUGGGAUUUUGAACAAAAUAUGUUAGUAGAAAGUUCCACGAAUGUAUUUUGGCAAGAUAUGCCACCGAUACGUCUUAAAUGUUUACAGAAUAAAAAUGAUACAGAGGAAUUUUAUAAAUGUCCUGUCUACGUUUCCGCUGUUCGACACACGGAUGAAUACCUUCAGUCGAUGUCGAAGAAUUAUGUGAUUAGUAUACCUUUGAAAACUGACAUGCUUCAAACUCAUUGGAUAAAAUGUGGCACAGCUUUAUUUUGCCAUGUUUCAUAAUACGAAGACAUAAAAAAAAUACUGUUGUGUAUAUUCGUAUAACAUUGUGUAACGACACGUACGUGUAAUAUUGUGUAAUAUUAUUUAAGGAACAUUUCUGAUUUAACGCAUACGUGCUGUCCUUUUUUGAUAAUACUAACGAACGUUUUAUAACCGAUAUUCAAUACCUACGAUAAUUUUAUUACGCACAAUUGCCAAAAAUGGUAAAAAAUUGCAAGUAGCAUAAGACGUAUGUUCGAACAUUAGGCGGUUGCGUUUGCUAUACAUAUCCGGUUCAGUUCCACAUAAAUGGAAGGAAUGACAGGUAAAUUGAAGAAAUUGACGUAAAGUUGAAUUACUCAACAAAGAAGAACAUUAGCCAGAGGAAUAUUUGAUCGGUAUUAAGUACAAUCUAUAAUACACCCCGAGUGAUUUUUAACAUCUGCUCUCAAUGGCGAGCCACGAAGAGUUGGUUUCGCAAUUUACAGAUGUAACUGGUGUUGAACGUGAACGAGCACAAUUUUACCUUGAGUCAUCUGCUUGGCAGCUCGAGGUUAUUUAAAAUAUUGUUAGGUUGCUCUUGCCAGUUUCUAUGAGAAUGAUGAACCUGCUGCACUAAUUAGUGAACCUGUUGAAGAUACGUCGGAUGACGAUUAUAGAGAAAUUGCAGAAAAAAUUGUGAAAAGUGUUAAUC
Molecule: messenger RNA, 11837 nt
Organism: Hylaeus anthracinus
Lineage: Eukaryota; Metazoa; Arthropoda; Insecta; Hymenoptera; Colletidae
Product: dynein axonemal heavy chain 7-like
Exons: 3
Coding region: 116-11164 (3682 amino acids)
Biological process (GO): microtubule-based movement
Cellular component (GO): dynein complex
Molecular function (GO): dynein light intermediate chain binding; dynein intermediate chain binding; minus-end-directed microtubule motor activity
Source: RefSeq, a predicted model, not a curated record